GACGUCGGUAGCCACCUCUCUAGGCGGCGGGAGGCUCCCGAGGGCGCCUCGCUGGUCGCGCCGCCAGCCAUGGUGCUGCUGCGGAAGGCGCUGGUGGUCGUCGCAGCGCUGGGCGCCGGGGCUGGGCUGGGCUCCGCGCUCUUUGCUCUCGUGACCCCAGGAGAGCUGCAGAAGCAGGCGAUGCUGAAGGAGAUGCCGGAGCAGGACCCGCGGCGCAGGGACGAGGCGGCCAGGACCCAGCAGCUAGUGAUGGCCACUCUGCGAGAGUCUGUGGCCACGCAGGAGAACGUGGCCUGGAGGAAGAACUGGAUGGUCAGCGGUGGCGGGAGGUCAGCGUGAGACGGACCUGUCUUCAUGGGCGCUGAGACCUUGGGCGCGGGAGUCCAAGGCGACCUUUCCCCCUCCGUGGGCCCAGCGGGGAUUGGGGACCAGGGGUGCCGCUCCCAGGACUCCUCGGGCCCCGGGGAGUAGCCCCGGCUGAGCACGUCCCCCCUAACUCCUGCCCUGGUUGCUCGCAAGUCCACGUCUCAGGCCGAGGCCGAGACACGGGGAUGGAAUGUGACGAACUGAAGGAACCAAUAAACCCCGUCCCUCCGCGCGGUGAGUCCUAGAGUGCUGGCCGCGCCGAGAGGUCGAAGCCAGAUAGGUUUAGCGGCCACGUUUUCAAUGCUGUCUCAGGCUGUGUGAUCUAAGUUUGCAUGUACUACCCGGGAUAACCAAGCGACACUCUCGAAGUCAGAGCUGCCCUAGGGAAUGUUGUAGCCAUGGAUGCCUAUGGAGGACCCUCGGGGCUCCUGUCCCCUGAGAUUGGAAAGGGACCCUGCUCCCUGGUGAUGCCUUCUGUGGAGUUUAACUCUGGCUAAACUAGCUUAGAGAGGCUCACUCACUAGCAGUAGCAGACGGAACGUUCUUUGAGUCAGUCUGUUCUAUAAGAGGUGGUAACUUUCUUGAGCAUGUUUGUAAAGAGAUUAAUUUAGGAUGUAAAAUGCAAUGCCUGGCACAGAGCAGCCUCUCAGUAAAUGUACUGGGGUUA
Messenger RNA from Lepus europaeus (European hare), 1033 nucleotides. RefSeq names its product ubiquinol-cytochrome-c reductase complex assembly factor 3. The record is from RefSeq and is a predicted model, not a curated record. Bases 70 to 339 code for a protein of 89 amino acids. Gene Ontology annotation, biological process: mitochondrial respiratory chain complex III assembly; mitochondrial electron transport, ubiquinol to cytochrome c. Gene Ontology annotation, cellular component: mitochondrial inner membrane. The transcript has 2 exons. NCBI's taxonomy places the organism in Eukaryota, Metazoa, Chordata, Mammalia, Lagomorpha, Leporidae.